Molecule: messenger RNA, 1359 nt
Organism: Colletotrichum fioriniae
Lineage: Eukaryota; Fungi; Ascomycota; Sordariomycetes; Glomerellales; Glomerellaceae
Gene: IDP2
Product: NADP-dependent isocitrate dehydrogenase
Biological process (GO): isocitrate metabolic process; NADP+ metabolic process
Cellular component (GO): mitochondrion
Molecular function (GO): isocitrate dehydrogenase (NADP+) activity; NAD binding; magnesium ion binding
Source: RefSeq, a predicted model, not a curated record
AUGAACGCAGCCCGCUUCCUCCGCCGUCCCGCAACCUUUGCACUCCGGCCCUCCUUCAUCGUUCCCCAGUCUUCCGCCUCCUUCUCCUCCUCCGCCUCCUUCAACUUUGCCCGCACAAUGGCCGCCGCCGCCAAGAUCAAGGUCAAGAACCCCGUCGUCGAGCUCGAUGGCGACGAGAUGACCCGUAUCAUCUGGCAGACCAUCAAGGACAAGUUUAUCCACCCCUACCUCGACAUCGACCUUAAGUACUACGAUCUCGGCCUGCCCUACCGUGACGAGACCAACGACAAGGUCACCCUCGACGCCGCCGAGGCCAUCAAGAAGUACUCGGUCGGUGUCAAGUGCGCCACCAUCACUCCCGAUGAACAGCGUGUGGAGGAGUUCAAGCUUAAGCAGAUGUGGCUCUCCCCCAACGGCACCAUCCGUAACCACCUCGGCGGUACCGUCUUCCGCGAGCCCAUCGUCAUCCCCCGCGUUCCCCGCCUGGUGCCCGGCUGGAAGAAGCCCAUCAUCAUCGGCCGUCAUGCCUUCGGCGACCAGUACCGCGCCAAGGAUGCCGUUCUCCCCGGCAACGGCACCCUUAAGAUGGUCUACACCCCCGAGGGCGGCGAGCCCCAGGAGAUUGAGGUCUACAAGUUCAAGAACGGCGGCGGUGUCGCUCAGACCCAGUACAACACUGACGAGUCCAUCACCGGCUUCGCCCACGCUUCCUUCAAGCUCGCCCUCACCAAGAAGCUGCCCCUGUACAUGAGCACUAAGAACACCAUUCUCAAGAAGUACGACGGCCGCUUCAAGGACAUCUUCCAGGAGCUCUACGAGACCAAGUACAAGGCCGAGUUCGAGGCCGCUGGCAUCUGGUAUGAGCACCGUCUCAUUGACGACAUGGUUGCCCAGAUGGUCAAGUCCUCCGGUGGCUACAUCAUGGCCCUCAAGAACUACGACGGUGACGUCCAAUCCGACAUUGUCGCCCAGGGCUUCGGCUCCCUCGGUCUCAUGACUUCGGUCCUCAUCACCCCCGACGGCAAGACCUUCGAGUCCGAGGCCGCCCACGGCACCGUCACCCGCCACUACCGCGAACACCAGAAGGGUAACGAGACCUCCACCAACCCCAUUGCCUCCAUCUUCGCCUGGACCCGCGGUCUCAUCCAGCGCGGCAAGCUCGACGAGACCCCCGAGGUCGUCGCCUUUGCUGAGUCCCUCGAGAAGGCCUGCAUCGACACCGUCGACGUUGACGGCAUCAUGACCAAGGACUUGGCUCUCGCCUGCGGCAAGACCGCCCGCUCUGACUACGUCACCACCAACGAGUACCUCAACGCCGUCGAGCGCCGCAUGAAGAACAUCCUCAAGGAGAAGUUGUAA